This is a messenger RNA of Hypanus sabinus (Atlantic stingray), 4455 nucleotides long. It is a transcript of the gene mapk8b, whose product is annotated as mitogen-activated protein kinase 8b. Lineage: Eukaryota; Metazoa; Chordata; Chondrichthyes; Myliobatiformes; Dasyatidae. The transcript has 13 exons. Bases 333 to 1616 code for a protein of 427 amino acids. Gene Ontology annotation, molecular function: JUN kinase activity; ATP binding. Gene Ontology annotation, biological process: JNK cascade; protein phosphorylation. The record is from RefSeq and is a predicted model, not a curated record. Gene Ontology annotation, cellular component: cytoplasm; nucleus.
GAGGGACGCCGGUCGGUGGGGAAGCGGCCGCUCGGUUGUUUGUGUCGCUCUCGCAGCUCUAGCGUGAACGGGAGCUCGGGCCCUGGGGGAGAGCGGAGCGGCUGGAGGAGGAACAGGCAGAGGCCGGGGGAAGGAGAUACAGGUGCCUUGGGGUCGCACAUCACCAGGUUCAGAAACAGUUAUUAUCUUUCAAUCAAAAGGCUCCUGAACCAGUGUGAAUACUCACCUCAACUCUGAACUGAUUCCACACCUAUAGACUCACUUUCAAGGACUUUACAACUCAGGUUGGAGAGAAGGCAGUACAUGUGAACACACAUUAUCAAACCAACAUCAUGAAUAGGAACAAACGUGACAACCAGUUCUACAGUGUAGAGGUUGGGGAUUCAACCUUCACUGUCCUGAAACGCUAUCAAAACUUGAAGCCCAUUGGUUCAGGAGCACAGGGAAUUGUAUGUGCAGCCUAUGAUGCAGUUCUCGAUAGGAAUGUGGCUAUCAAGAAACUCAGCCGACCAUUUCAAAAUCAGACUCAUGCGAAAAGAGCUUAUAGAGAAUUAGUCCUCAUGAAGUGUGUCAACCAUAAAAAUAUAAUUGGCCUGCUGAAUGUAUUUACACCACAAAAAUCACUUGAGGAAUUUCAAGAUGUUUACAUAGUGAUGGAACUUAUGGAUGCCAAUCUCUGUCAGGUGAUUCAGAUGGAACUAGACCAUGAGCGAAUGUCUUAUCUACUCUAUCAGAUGCUGUGUGGCAUCAAGCACCUUCAUUCAGCUGGCAUUAUACACCGGGACCUGAAGCCAAGCAACAUAGUAGUGAAAGCAGACUGUACAUUGAAGAUCUUAGACUUUGGACUGGCAAGAACAGCAGGAACUAGUUUCCUAAUGACACCUUAUGUGGUUACACGAUACUACCGUGCUCCAGAGGUCAUUCUAGGAAUGGGAUAUAAGGAAAAUGUUGAUAUCUGGUCAGUUGGGUGCAUCAUGGGAGAAAUGAUCAGAGGUGGUGUGUUGUUCCCUGGUACAGAUCACAUUGAUCAGUGGAACAAAGUGAUUGAGCAAUUAGGAACACCGGCCUCUGAGUUCAUGAAGAAGUUACAGCCAACAGUUAGGACGUAUGUUGAGAACAGGCCCAAGUAUACAGGCUACAGUUUUGAGAAACUCUUUCCAGAUGUUCUCUUUCCUGCGGACUCUGAGCACAAUAAACUGAAAGCAAGUCAAGCCAGAGACUUGUUGUGUAAAAUGCUUGUAAUAGAUGCAUCGAAGAGGAUUUCAGUGGAUGACGCACUGCAGCAUCCUUACAUUAAUGUUUGGUACGAUCCUGCGGAAGUAGAAGCUCCUCCACCCAAGAUAUAUGACAAGCAGUUGGAUGAGCGGGACCAUACUAUAGAUGAAUGGAAAGAGUUGAUAUACAAGGAAGUCCUGGAGUGGGAAGAAAGAAUGAAGAAUGGUGUUAUAAGAGGACAACCACCUUCUUUAGGUGCAGCAGUGAUCAAUGGUUCUCAUCAUCCAUCAUCAUCUUCAUCUGUCAAUGAUGUAUCCUCCAUGUCAACAGAUCCAACACUGGCCUCAGAUACAGACAGCAGCCUAGAGACUUCAGCAGGACCUCUGGGUUGUUGCAGAUGACUAGCCUUCCUCUCUCUGGGUUCUUACUGUUCGCGCUAAAUGAUAGAGAGAGUAGACCAGCUUUUAAAAAGCUCUAAUUUCAUUUUAAUUUUAUUGGAAUCAGUUUGCCAUAGAAUAUGACUUUGAAUUAUGUUUGGAUUUUGACACUGUAACUUAAAUACAGCAACGUUUAGUGUGGGGCAAUAACCCUUAAGCAUGACUUGUACAUUUGUAAAUGACUCAUUUAACAUCACUACAUUUAGGUCUGUUUUUGGGGGAAGAAGGUUCAGAAAAUACAAAUAAGCUCCAGCCUCCAUUGUGCAAAGGAGCAGCUUAGGCUAAAUUUCACUCUCGCAUGAAGUGAUUGCUGCCUUUUAAAUAUUCUGGGAUCUUUUCUACUCCACUUGGCUCACUGCUAGUUGUGGACUAGGACAAUAAGUUACCAUGUUUCCAAACAAGAUUGCCAGUGUCCGUAAUAAACCUUAGUUGACUGUGGCUUGCUUGCUUACAUAUCCAAAGCUGAGCCUGAGUGUUUUAAAUUUUAAUGCAGCCAUCUUGAGAAAAGGCUACUAUGUGCAGAGCUCGGAGAAAAUAUAGCGGUAUAAACAAUCACCUCCCCUUGUAUAGGCUGAUGGCGAGGAGUAGAAUUGAGAAGUAAAAAUGUGACACCAGAGAGAUUAGACCUCACAAGACUGAACAAAUGUUUUAUUUCUUGACUGAGUGCCAGCUCUGAAUUUAUUGUAAUAAGAUCACAUUGCCCCUAAUGAGCUGUUCUUUCUAAUUACAAGUGAUUUGGUUAAUUCGUUUCUAUUACUCCAAGAGUUCACAGUGUAGAUUGCCCAAUAAUAAAAGUGGUCUAAUUUGUAGCUGGCUUUUCCUAACACAACUUGACAAAAUGUCAACUUUGACGAGAAUCAAUGGCGUAGGGUUAUAUUCCAGACAAACAUUAGAUCUGUCACUUGUAAAGUAUGUAAUGUCUCCAGAGGUUUUUAAAUAAUUGAUGAACUACCUCACACAAUCAAUGUACUAUUUCAAGGACGUCAAGCUGCCCACUUUCCGACCAGUCAGUACCAACAUGGAACCUAACUGUUAAUUUAUUUCUGUUGUUAAAGAGUCUGUGGUCCACCACCAGGAGUUAACCAAGUUCACAGCUGAAACUGUCAUGUAGAAGGAAACAUUGCUAUACCGUACUUUGUAUGUUAGAGACAUGUUUAAUGUGUUUGUAUAUUUGUUUUCUCAUAGUCAAUGUGCAAUAAUAUUUGCAAGUGAUACAAAUUUGAUUGUAAAGAUGGAAAUAGCUGUGAUGUGGUAUACUUAUUUUUGAGGGCGGUGUGGGGAUGUGAAGGGAUUGUAGUAUUUUUUUCCUGUACGAUGUAAGAUAAACAAAUGUAAGAUUGUAUUAAGUGCCAGGGUUAGGUAGCUGAGGGCAUGGUGUCUGCAUCUGCUCCUUGGGUUAGUUUAUUUUUUUAGUACAUAAAUGUUGAAUAGUUUUUUGCCUCCCUCCUCACCCUCUCCCCUUCAAAAUGGGCAUAUCCAGAGUGGACUGUUGGAAUGUCUGCAGCAGAGUGGAUAUUAUAUAAUUUUUUAAAAAUCAAGGUAAUGUUUGUUUGUAUGAACUUGUUUCAUCCUAUUAGAUACAGUAUACUGAAAGCAGCUCUUUAAUUACAUCGCAAAAUAAAAUGUUUCUAUUUUUUUAUCUCAAGUGCUUAGUGAAUAGACUUAGCACUAUGGGAUAUCAGGAUGUUCGCAGUGGUAGACUGAUCUAAUGAGCAAUUUCCCAGUACAUAGGGUGACUUAAAGAUGUUCUAACAUCUGUCUUCAACAGCUUCUGAAAUGAUAACUCCUAUUAAGAAUUUUCUGACUCACCUUUAGCACAGUCAAAACUUAAUCCCUUUGUGCUAAAAGUGGAUCAACCUUUAAGACUGCUGAUUAGGAGUGGACAUAAAAUUUAAAUGCAUGUCUGCUGAUCCUGAUUAGAAUAGGAUUAAACAAAGUUAAAUAAUGUUUAAGAUUUAAUGAAAAAUUUCCAAUCAAUUGUUUUGCAUAAUUUAAUAUAACCUUGAGAUUUGAACCAGGUUGAAAGUUAGAUGCAAACUUCAGUUUUUUUUUCUCUGUCUAGUGAUAUUGAUGCUUAGAAUUUGAAGCUCAAGAUAUCACAUUCUUUGAGCACCACACCUGCCUUCUGCCUGCCCCCUUUCCCCCUUAGUGCAGUGAAAAGACCUGCUGAAAAGAAAGGAAAUGUAAGUGCUGGAAAUCUUCACGUAAAACACAGUAACAAAGAAUAAACUCAUUCAGCAUUGAUGGAGAAAUUGGUUAAAGUUCAUCAUAACAUACAGUUAAUAAUUCAAAAAACAUAAGCUAGACUUUUCACGGGCAUUGACUGUCCUGCUUUGAACUUAGCAGUAUUUUAUUUUCUAUUACAGUUUGUUUUUAGUGUUUUAAACCAAAAGAACACUAAAAUAGUUGCAGUGGUUCUGAAUGCUGACAGUUUUUCAUUUAAAUAACUAUUUUAAAAAUCAACUGUACUGUUUCUCAGUGCUUAUUUUCCUCCUUCCUCACUGUUUUCUCACCUGUGGGAGUAUGUGUGUGAGAGAGCGUCAUAUACAAGUAAUUAUAUUGUCAGUGCCAAAUUUCUAAGGGAGGCAGAAGAAAUUGUUUCUGUUUACUGUAAUGCUUUCACAAAAUUUGUCACUCGCAUAUUAUCCUCUCUGGAUUACUUCCUUCAGUAAGCUCUUUUUAUAUCCACGAUGACCCUCCAUAUUUUCAACAUUUUACGUGAAGCUACACUUUGUGAAUUUGUAUUUCAUGCUUUGUCAAUGCGCCAUAAUCUUCCAAUAUGGGAAAAAAUAAAAUGUUGGAA